Messenger RNA from Lecanosticta acicola, 1935 nucleotides. Lineage: Eukaryota; Fungi; Ascomycota; Dothideomycetes; Mycosphaerellales; Mycosphaerellaceae. The record is from the annotation of a GenBank genome assembly.
AUGGCGGCUGCAGUCGCGACGACGAACCCGCAAGGGCUAGCACGAUGGACGCCCACCCUACCCACCACCCUCAUCAACAUGCUGAACCCCUUCGCGAACCCAAACGACGUCCCCGACGACAAGCAAUCCCAUCCUCAACACAAUGACCCGCUGCUCAAGCGACCGAUUCAUUCCACCAUCCCCAUCAAGUCCGCCGAUGCCGGCCCGCCCUCUCCCAGCAAGAGCAGUGCAUCCGUCAUGUUCGAGGAGCCCGAAACGAGGACCAAUUCCGAGGACGACUCGCGAGAAGGCAGCGUGGACGGGAGACGCCGAUCCAAGCGCAACAUUCGACCCAAGACCCGCUUCAGCAUAUGUCAUCCACCUCCCGAAUCCGCAGUGCGCUCCAGGCUGCAUCGCCGACCGCGAUCUCUCCUGCAACUCCAUAACCUGAGUACCAAUGCGCGACCGCGACCCGCAUUCGAGGUCAUCCCAUCCGCCAACUUUAGCCUGAGCCUUACCCGAGCCGUCACGCGAGUAUUCAAGACGAAGCAUGGAUUGUGUCAGAACGACGUAGUAGUCCUCAGGGCGGAAAAGUACAACAGUGACGAGGCAGACAACCACCAGGAGCAGGAUGUGAUCGGGUUGAUCUGCAAAGGCCGCAAAGACGAAGAGAAGAAUGUGGGAGGGAGACCCUCCAUCCACAUGGCUUCCGGUGCGGUCUGGGAUGCCAUGCCUAUGCCCAAUGGUGCUUACGAGUUCUCAUCCACCGACAAGCAUGGUCUCGCACUGAAGGUGCGAUGGGUGCCGAAGAAGAACAAGGACGGAAAGAUUGCCAUCAAGCGUGGCAAGAGGAGGUUCAACUUCAGCACCAUCUCCGCCAAUACCCGUCGGCAUCCGGUCAUUGCGAAUCUCAGCGGCAGUGGACUGGACAUCAGUGACAGCUAUAAGAUCCCGGAACCGGCCGCAGCCGCCCCUUUGAGCUCACCGGCCAAGGAAAGUGUCAUGGAGGAUGCCGCUGAAGAGGAGGAGGAUGGUUCGCAGAGAAACGAGACGAGUGACGAACUGCGUGAGAUCAUUACAAUGACCGCAAUCUGGGUGAAUUUCAAGGAAGGAUGGAGCCCAAGCGUGAAAUACGAAGAAAGAGACACUUGCUCGCCAGCUCCACCUUCGAGGGUCGGGACUGGCAGUACAUCCGUCAACACACCACCAGGCUCUCCAGCUGUAUUCCCGGCCGACAAACGCUCCAGCAUCAAGAGCAUUGGAUCCGGCAUCAUGCGAAGAACGAGCGUCUUGAGCCGGAGUAACCGGAGUAGCAUCGUUUCAGUACCGGAAGAAGACGAGCCAGGGAACGAAGUGCCCAGCAGGUCCGCAAGUGUCAGCAAAUCUACCGGUCGCUCGCGCGCGGAUUCGUCGAGUACGGUACUGGUCCACAGAGCUGCGAGCAACCGUCGAAAGAACAACCAGCAAGCGAUCGGAGGCUGGCGGCCAGACCAUCUCCUGACCACACAGGAUCCGCUGCAGGAGACUUCGAGGGAAGACCUCUCGCGUGACUUUUCUUCGACGCCUCCUCGCAAAGCCGCGUCUUCACUGCUGGCGGCGGCGGCGGCACAUGCAGGAUUCGGCGCAAACCCCGAAACUGCGAGCGGACGGAAUUCGGACGAGGAGGGGUCAGGAUCCGGAUCCGAGGGGGCGACACGACGAACGCCCACGCAAGCACCUCCACGACAGCGAUCGUCACGCCCACCCGAGGAGGUGACUACCACUCCCAUUAUUAAACCUGUGCAUAAGGAGGCCAGUCGGACUGCUUCUGAAACGACGAACGGUUCCUCUUCGGCAGUCGCGAGUCCUGGCGGGAGAGCCGUACCGUCGCGUAAUCAGAGUGGAAAGACGAAGAAGAGAAGAAGUCUAGGAUUGAGAAGAUUACUCUGUGGAGGAGGACGACAUGGAGAUGUGUGA